AUGCCACUCACUUUGCUCCUUCAUCCUUUUUUUUGUUUAAUUAACUGCCACGACACUCACCAGAAUUUUAUGUUUCCACAUCUUGUUUACUUGUUGUUUUUUAUGAUUUUGGAGUUCGUUGAUUCCUCCACUGUAACUUAUCACCGCGGCACCACUGCCCGACAUAUAACCGUUGAGCGAAGGGAGGAGGAAAAUAGGAACGAAAAAGUACAUCUCAUGGCUUACUUAUGCGCCUUAUUACAUAUUGGUGUUUAUGACUCAUUGGGCUUCGUUCCUCAUUCCUUUCUCUUCUCUUUUUUCUCUCUUCUAGUUUUAAGUGUAGUUUUUUUUUUGUCAUUUAUGUCUCGUUCUGUUUCUUCUUUUCCUUCACGCAACUUCUCACGACUCCUGAGUGAGGUGUGA
Molecule: messenger RNA, 402 nt
Organism: Trypanosoma brucei brucei TREU927
Lineage: Eukaryota; Euglenozoa; Kinetoplastea; Trypanosomatida; Trypanosomatidae
Exons: 1
Coding region: 1-402 (133 amino acids)
Source: RefSeq, a predicted model, not a curated record